Molecule: messenger RNA, 1314 nt
Organism: Linum tenue
Lineage: Eukaryota; Viridiplantae; Streptophyta; Magnoliopsida; Malpighiales; Linaceae
Source: the annotation of a GenBank genome assembly
AUGGGAGGCAUUGACCAAGCUAGCACAACACUCACCCGGAUGCAAUUGAGGGUGAGUCCGCAAGGUCACUGUUUUCAAGAUGUUACCGAGUUGGGCGAACAUAAAAGCUUUGGAAUUCACUAUCUCCGAUUGAAUGAUCUUUUCAACUGGCCACAUCAUGGUGUCAUCAUAGUGAGCACCACCACGUGGCCACGACUCGUGUUCAAAUACAUCAUGCCGAAACGGGAGAAGCAGCCAAUAACCGAUGGGGUGAGCAGCAAGGAGAUGUACGAGGAGUUGGAAAAGAUGGCGAGCGAGAAAGAUGCGAAGUUAGGGAAGCAGAUGAUGGAGAUGGAAGAACAGGAUGCGGAGAUACAACAACUAAAAGAGGAGAUCGAGGAUGCGAGAGAGAAGCAGGAGGCAGAGCUGCGAGAGUUGGGAAAGAAAAAAGAUAAGGAGAUGGGGAAAAUGUUGAAGGUAAAAUAUGAUGAAAUGGAGAUGUUGAGAAAAGAGAAAGACGAGGACUUGGAAAUACUAAGGGAGGAAGUGAAGAAUCUAAGAAGUGGUAAAAAGGUAGACAAAGUAGCAUCAACAUUAGACGGAAGUGAGAAAAUACUGGUGGAUAGUGAUGUAUGGCACCAGUUGAAGAAGGAUAAUACAGAGUUGAGGCAAGAGGUAACGAAAAAGGAGGAAGAUAUGACAAGAAGGCUAGAAAAGGGGGUAAAAGAUAUCGAAGCAUUGCAAAAGCUUGUGAAUGAGAGGGAAGAUAUGAUGAAAGAGAAUGCGGCUGAAACGAAAAAGCAAAGGGACCAACUAUUACAACUUGGUCAUGCGUUGGAGCAGCGUUGCAAGCAAUCAUGGGCAAAGACAACUACAACUAAGUUAUUGUCCCUUUAUGGUGUCAACAAGCACAUAAGCAGAAGACGGCCGGUGCCACGUGAUAUUUGGAACGGGGUGAGCGGACAAUCAGGUAUUAAUAUGUACUUUCAUUCACAAAUGAGCGAUAAAAGCUGUUGGUCGUGUCCAUUAAUCAUAGAUUUGAGUAUGGUAGAUGAAGAGGCCAAAGAUUGGCCGCCUCCCCCCAAGAUUUAUAUAAACAGUGGCAUUUCCACAUUCGACCAAGACAACUGGUGGUUUACGAAGGUAACCCACUCGGAUGGAGGCUUGACAAUGAUGGCUUUUUAUGACGGCAAUCACUGUUGUUUCACUGACUAUAAUGGUUACGGAGUUACUCAACUUCCAUAUUCAAAAAACUCUAGUGUAUCGGCAAGUACACCUUUCUUCCUGGUUUGUGAGGGUGGUCGAUUCAAACUUGCUUUCAUGUACCGCGACUAA